UAAUUUUAAUUGAUGCCGGGAUAGAGAGAGAGAGAGAGUUAAGAAGGUAGCUAGGGGAGAGAGCGAGGUUGAUGCCGUGAUCGAUCGAUCGAUCUGUUGGCGCAGCGUGUAUAUAAGGGCGGGAAGGGGAGUGAGAGAGAGCAGCAGCUAGCUAGCCGCGGUCGGUCGAUCCAGCUGCUGGGGAUGAGUACUUAGUUAGCUCGGAGCUAGCUACUAAUGGAUGAUAUACUUAUGCUAGUUAGUUAAAUACAGUUAUUAGUUAGUUGUAGGUUGCAUCUAUCAUAUCUCCAUCGGUUAAUUAAUUGAUUGAUAGCUAGAUUAUCAACAAUUAAUGAGCAUGGUGGUGCAGCAGGAGCAGGAGGUGGUGUUCGACGCGGCGGUGCUGAGCGGGCAGACGGAGAUCCCGUCGCAGUUCAUAUGGCCGGCGGAGGAGAGCCCCGGGUCGGUGGCGGUGGAGGAGCUGGAGGUGGCGCUGAUCGACGUGGGGGCGGGGGCGGAGAGGUCGUCGGUGGUCCGGCAGGUGGGGGAGGCGUGCGAGAGGCACGGCUUCUUCCUGGUGGUUAACCACGGCAUCGAGGCGGCGCUGCUGGAGGAGGCGCACCGGUGCAUGGACGCCUUCUUCACGCUGCCGCUGGGGGAGAAGCAGCGGGCGCAGCGGCGCGCGGGGGAGAGCUGCGGCUACGCCAGCAGCUUCACGGGGCGCUUCGCGUCCAAGCUGCCGUGGAAGGAGACGCUGUCGUUCCGGUACUCAUCGGCUGGAGAUGAAGAGGGCGAGGAGGGCGUGGGUGAGUACCUGGUGCGGAAGCUCGGGGCGGAGCACGGGCGGCGGCUGGGCGAGGUGUACUCGCGCUACUGCCACGAGAUGAGCCGCCUGUCGCUGGAGCUGAUGGAGGUGCUCGGGGAGAGCCUGGGCAUCGUCGGAGACCGGCGCCACUACUUCCGGCGAUUCUUCCAGCGCAACGACUCCAUCAUGCGCCUCAACUACUACCCGGCGUGCCAGAGGCCACUCGACACGCUGGGCACCGGUCCGCACUGCGACCCCACCUCGCUCACCAUCCUCCACCAGGACCACGUCGGCGGCCUGGAGGUGUGGGCGGAGGGGCGGUGGCGCGCCAUCCGCCCUCGCCCCGGGGCGCUCGUCGUCAACGUCGGCGACACCUUCAUGGCGCUCUCCAACGCCAGGUACCGCAGCUGCCUGCACCGGGCGGUCGUCAACAGCACGGCGCCUCGCCGCUCGCUGGCCUUCUUCCUCUGCCCGGAGAUGGACACGGUGGUGCGCCCGCCGGAGGAGCUGGUCGACGACCACCACCCGAGGGUGUACCCGGACUUCACGUGGCGGGCGCUGCUGGACUUCACGCAGCGCCACUACAGGGCCGACAUGCGCACGCUUCAGGCCUUCUCCGACUGGCUUAAUCAUCAUCGUCACCUGCAACCAACAAUAUACUCCUAGCUCCUAGUCCUAGCUAUAUACUCCUAUUAUCCAUCCAUCCAUCCAUCUUACACUACUAUACCAUUAGCAUCGAUCGAUCAUCCAUUAAUUAAUUAAUUAAUUACUAGUUCCGGCUUAGAUAUAUAUCUGGCGAUUAUUUCAGUUCCUAGCUACUCCUACAUGCAUGCUUUGCUUAAUUAGAUCUAUCUAUCUAAUCUAUCCCGGCCGGCCUGUUUUAAUUCCAUAUAUCAUUUGGUUUGCACGUACCCAUCUAUGAUCUAUAUAUACAUGCAUGUCGACUAUUGUUGGUCGUACGAUAUUAUAUUAUAUAUAGAUGUAAUACAUAUGUUGAAAAUAUAUUGAUUUCUUCUUGCUGUAGGAGUAAUUAAUUACUCCAGUUGUUGCUGUCACUCGAUCAAUCCAUGGGAUAUGGGGAUCGAUCGGACGAUAUGCAGGAAGCUCAAGGACGAUAUGAAUGAUGCAUGCA
Messenger RNA from Oryza sativa Japonica Group (Japanese rice), 1916 nucleotides. RefSeq names its product gibberellin 20 oxidase 1-like. Gene Ontology annotation, biological process: flower development; gibberellin biosynthetic process; response to light stimulus. The record is from RefSeq and is a predicted model, not a curated record. Gene Ontology annotation, molecular function: gibberellin 20-oxidase activity. Lineage: Eukaryota; Viridiplantae; Streptophyta; Magnoliopsida; Poales; Poaceae.